CGGGCAUCUGUGGACUACGUCAUAGAUGAUGUACAUCCGGUAUACGAGAGCGCCAUUUUCAAGUCUGCAGUCGUUGACAGUCACAGUGUUGACAAAUGAAUAUGUUCCAGGCAGUGAGGAGUAGCUGAAGACCACAAUGGAUUACCAGAAAGAAGUAGAGACAUUUCGUUCCAAGCUGCAAGAAGCCAGAGAGAAGUUCAACCACUGGACGGGAGAUGAACUACGACAGUUGACCCAAGAUCUUGCACUGACUUCCAGCAAACUCCUUCAGGAUUCACUUGAGGAAAAGAAGGAUCAUGAGGAUGGAUUGAAUGAUCUCCGACAUAAGUGUCAAGUCAGCAAAAGGGCUCUUAAUGAACACAUAGCAAAGCUGCAGGAGUUGAAGACUGAACUCAAACGCCUUAAUGAAGAGUCUGAUGAAAGGCUGAAAGAACACAGAUUUGUGGAACAGGAUUUAUUAAGUGUUGGAGAAGACAUCAGUAGAGAGAAACAGUUACUGUCUGCCCAAGAGAAAGCCAUAUCUGAAAAGUUGACAGAGCUGGAGAGAGCAGCAGCCAUGUUCCAAGACAGACUUGGACUCAAGUUCAAGAAGACGUCAGGUGGUCGCCUGCAGGUGGUGUUCACCUGUGUCGAUGACAAGGAUCCGGAUGCUCGCUUCUACUUCUACGUGCAGAUCAACCAGGGAAAGUACAUAGUGUCUGGCUGUGAGCCAUUGGUGGACAACUUCGAGGCCUUGGUGAAAAAGCUCAACUCGACAAACAACUUCCGCUCUUUCGUGAUUGCUGUUCGGAAAGCUUUCAAGGCGACCAUAAAAAGCUGAGCCGUCACCAGUGUAUGGUGGAGCUGUGGGAGCACCAAGGCAUGCAAAAACAAAGACACUAUAAUACUCGUAUAUACUUGGACAACAAUCCUAAAUCCUUCACCAACAUGACUUUUGAAAAUAAGGUUACAUGAAAAUUAUGACUUGUCAAUGUGUGUUUCAGCUAUCUUGUGUUUCUGGCAAUAUUCACGCUAUGUUAUGGCUUGACCAUAUUGAUUGUUCAGACUAUUCUUUGUAAGUUGUGCAUCGGGGAGAACUUACUACUUGUGGGGGCUCGGGUGGCCCAGUCGUCUAAGGCGCCACGAUUCGCUGUGCAGAGCUGCAGAGCUGCAUCCCUGGGGCAAGCCAAUAACCUAUGAUUGUAGGUUCCAAUCCCGGUUCGCCCUGAUUGUUUCCAGGUUUGUCAGCACCAUACCCCGGCUCAUGGGUUUCACCGAAGUGGUAAACAUCUGAGACCUGCAUCACUUCUGGCUUUCCAUGACACGCCGCUAUAUAACUGGAAUACCGUUAACAGCGGCGUUAAACCCAACUCACAGACCAUGUGUGACCUGUGAAGAUCCGAGUUAUGGUUGCCGAAGACCAAUGCUAAGCAUGAUAAAAGGCAACAAACAGGAUUCAGUGGUCUAGGCUCGCUGUCUUGAUGGAUGCGUACCCCAAUCGCUCAUGAUGUCAAUCAUUGGAUUGUCUGGUCUAGACUUGAAUAUUUACAGACUGCCACCAUAUAGCUGGAAUAUUGCUGAGUGUGGCUUUAAACAACAAACACACCUUAUGUGAUGGAGAUCUUCCUCAAUGUGGAACUAGGCUGCCAGAUGGGAUAGCUUCCUCGGACACCUCAGUUUCUGUUUAUCAACAGUCCUUAAACUGCUUUGUGAGGUGGUGUAAUCAGUACAUACAUGUAUACAGUGUUAGAAUGGAAGUUCAGGGGUUGUAGUUUUCUCCUAUAGUAUUUGAACUAUUAAGGAGAGUUGUAACAAAGGCCUCUUGACUUUCACUCCCAAGUCUAGCUUACAUGAAAAAUGAAUAAAGAAAUAGUUAUCAAAAA
This is a messenger RNA of Haliotis rufescens (red abalone), 1862 nucleotides long. RefSeq names its product kinetochore protein Spc25-like. NCBI's taxonomy places the organism in Eukaryota, Metazoa, Mollusca, Gastropoda, Lepetellida, Haliotidae. The transcript has 7 exons. The record is from RefSeq and is a predicted model, not a curated record. Bases 137 to 820 code for a protein of 227 amino acids. Gene Ontology annotation, cellular component: Ndc80 complex. Gene Ontology annotation, biological process: chromosome segregation.